AUGUUCACUUCGGCGUGGCCUAAUGUGUCCGCGGCCCGUCUUUGUGAGCCGCUUGCGCGCCCUAAUGAGCCGGCAGGGGUGCGAGGCCUCAUGUCGGGAUCGCGUGACGCGGAAUGGGCCCCCGCUGCGUCUCGCCGCUUGGCGCCGCUCGCGAGAUUCGAAUCCGCAAUGACGUGCGUCCAACUCGGUCUCGAGUGUCCGAUGACGUUUGACUGCGCCCAUCUGGGCGUGAAUGAGCAAUUCCCGUAUCGGUGGGAAAGCGCAAGGCGGCCCGCUUGGGAAGUUGCCCUAAUAAGUUCCGACACUGUCGACGUUCCGCCUGUU
Iphiclides podalirius (scarce swallowtail) is the source of this 324-nucleotide messenger RNA. Lineage: Eukaryota; Metazoa; Arthropoda; Insecta; Lepidoptera; Papilionidae. The record is from the annotation of a GenBank genome assembly.